Messenger RNA from Microbotryum saponariae, 736 nucleotides. The record is from the annotation of a GenBank genome assembly. Lineage: Eukaryota; Fungi; Basidiomycota; Microbotryomycetes; Microbotryales; Microbotryaceae.
AUGGCCUCCUUACUACGCAACGUCUUCUCCCUCACAUCACGAACGCGCUUCACUUCCACAAGACCUUCUCCCUCCAGCAGGACUACACCAACAGCCUGGCGAUCCCCUUCCGCAAGCUCGAUCUCCUCCACCCCGUCCGCUGCGUCCUCCUGGCUCCUCUCCCGACCGUUCUCCUCAACUCCCCUCUCCCAAGGUCUGGUCCGUAAACCGACCAAGAUCAAACUCAAGACGCAUAAAGGCGCGGCCAAGAGGUGGUUCGCGAUCGCGAAUGGCAACUUCAAGAGGGUCGGUUUCUUGCUCUCUGCAGCGAUCAGGUUGGGUCAUCUUGUUUUCAUGACGCUGAUCUCUUUCUAUGUCCAUUUUGUGGAACAGAGUCAAGCGGGGAAGGUUCAUUUGAAUGCAAGUAGUCGAAGGGGAGCGUGUGGAGCACGAGUUCGGAGUGGGACACCCUCCUCUUCUGAGCUGCUGCGAGCUCACUGGCUUUACACUCUCGGCAGUCCGCGUGCUCACACCAUGUUUGAUCGUUCUCCAUCUUGUAGGGCGUGCUCUCACCGACCCGGCUGAAUCGGUUAGGCAAGCCGGCGUUCGGUACGUUCAAUUCCCUCUUGGUCAUUUUCGGUCCCUUCGAUUCGACGAGAAAGUGAAGCAGACCCUGACAUUACCUACCUUUCGACCUCACCGUACAGCCCGACCGAUCGAGAAGAAAAAGCUGAGAAGACUGAUGCCGUAUGCUUGA